GUCUUUUGCGAAUUGCAGUGAAUUUCCACUCGGCACACACAGGUGCAUUCUACGUUUCCCCAGUUGCUCCGCGCCUCCAAUCUGACACGGCCGAGGGCUUUGCGGGGCUCCUGCUGAUACAAAGCGGGAAGCGCCGCGGCACAUCCGCACGGCCCCCCUCUGCCAGCCGCAGAACCCUGACUUGCUCCGUGCCCGUGGGCAGGACGCCGUGCUCUGCAGCAGCCCACCACAGCUCUCUGCGAGCUCCCACCACUAUGGGGCUCUAUGGGGUCUUAUGGGGCUCUGUGGCAAAGCUUUUCCUCGGGGCUUUCCUCCAGAAGAAGCAGUGGGCAGAGACUUACUGAGACAGCAAACUCUUUGGAGGCACUGCUGACUUGCCCAGAGGGAGAAACUGCGUUGGAGAUGUGCCAGGUGGAGAUGUGCCAGGUGAAAGCCAUGGGCUGGAGAUGCUGAUUCUGAAGGUGCUUGUGCUGGAGCUUGAAUUUCAGCCUGCACAUAGCUGGCUGUGGUGGUUGGUGAUGCUCACAGCAUCACAUCAGGGUGUGAAGGCCUUGCAUAGGAGCUGAGGAGGCAUGAGAAGGUCGGUACCCUCCAGUUCCUGGGAGGUCCCAAAAGUCCUUGGGCAACGGAGGGGGAGACAGUGGCUGUGGGGGGCUGGGACAGCAGACUUUGCCUGAGCUCAGGAUUGGAGUAGCUCAGUUCCCAAUGAGAGCGCAUCACAUCCAUUCCUACUGUCCUGCUUUCUUUCUAAAGGAACUGACCAAGAAACUGAGCAGGAUGCAGAAGGCUCUAGGGUGCUCUGAGAUGUCGCUUGGUCCCCCUGCAGCAUGCAUGACUGCUCUGGGGCGUGUCUGGAUAUCUGCAGAGCAAACUGUGGGGCCCUGAGAAACCUCUGUGGCACAUUAGGGAGCACUGGAAGCCGGAGGUCAACAGGGGAGUCCUUGGAGACCCCUUGGUAAGACUCCAUGGGCCCUGGAGUGUAGGAGCAGCUCGGGCUGGUCACACUUGCUUGGCUGGGAGCUGAUUGGCUGGGAGGUGAUUCCCUUUUUUUGAUUAAUUUAAUUACCGGAUGAUAAUUAAAUAACACUAUUCAACAUUCGUUAAAGAUACUUUUUUCCCAAAGUUCUGUCACGCAGCUGUUUCAGCUUUGCUAAAAUAUGCUGAGUUUAUUCAAAAUUCCACUGAUGCUCCUACAGCACUCAGAGUGCGUUUGGGGGCAGUGAUAAAACGGCUCUGACAGAUUCGUCAUUAACGUGCUUAUGCGGCAAUCCGGGCCUCCUUGGGCUGCGUAAAUUCAGUUUCACCACCGCGUUCCAUCUCCCUUCGGCGCGGCAGUGGAGCCGGAGACCCACUCAACAUGGCGCCGCCGUGGCACCGCUCUGCAUCCCGUUCCUACCUUCCUCCCAUCAUGCAAUGCACGACAACAGCCGUUCCGGUUUCGGCGCUGCGGUGAUUGGUCCAUCCUCUCCCCUGACCGGAAGUGGGCGUUCCGACAGCGAAGUUCGAACGCGAGCUGCCGGCCGGGCCGCGCUCUGUGCAGCUGCCGGCUGCCCCGCUCUCUUUCGGCCCGUCGGAGCGCGAAUCCGGUGCUUGGAGGAUCUCAAGGUCUUGUGGAAUUCAGGAUGUCUGCCAUCGACUACCAGGAAAUUCUCAAGCACUAUGAAUUACAUGAAACAAUUGGAACGGGUGGUUUCGCAAAGGUGAAACUCGGACGGCAUCUUCUUACUGGUGAAGAAGUUGCAACAGAAAUCAUGGACCAAGUUGCUUUAGGGGAUGACUUGCCUUGUGUUAGAACAGAAAUUGGUGCCAUGAAGAACUGAAGUCAUCAAGAUGUUUGCCAAUUGCAUCAUGUGAUAGAGACAUCAAAGAAAAUAUUCAUGGUCUUGGAGCAUUGUCCUGGAGGGAAGCUGUUUGAUUAUAUUGUUUCUAAGGACCACCUUUCAGAAGAGGAAGCUCGAGUCUUUUUUCGACAGACUGUUUCAGCAAUUGCUUAUGUUCCCAGUCAGGGUCGUGCCCACAGAGACCUCAAACCAGAAAAUCCGCUGAUUGAUGAGAAACAUGUUUCUCAUAAUUUGAAGCUGACAGACUUUGGACUCUGUGCAAAGCCAAAGGGAGGCCUUGAUGACCACCUGAACACGUGCUGUGGAAGCCCAGCAUGUGCAGCACCAGAGCUAAUCCAGGGCAAAGCCUAUAUUGCCUCAGAGGCAGAUUUUUGGAGCAUGGGUGCACUGCGGUACGCUCUGCUGUGUGGGUUUCUUCCUUUUGAUGAUGGCAGUGUGAUGGCACUCUACAGGAGGACAACAGGAGAGCGCACAACAAGCUGAGCGUGUGAAUCAAGUGACAGGGCUUUCCAGGCUGGUGUGAACUGUGUUGUGCACUGAGCCCUUGUCCCUUUGUAAUUAGGACGUUGUCCAUUUCUGCAGGACUGCAGAAAAUCCUUUGUGCUAAUCACUACUCCAAUUUGCAGAACGUGGCGAAUGGAAAAUGAUCCAACUGCUUCAGGUGUACAUUUCCUUAAAAUUGUGGGUAGUUUUGGACCGAGAGCCUGUAAGCAGAAUGGAGCUCUUAAAGCUGUCCAAGAUUGUUUCUGCCCCAUUUAGUUCUGUCUGUCUGAUGCACACAGGAGCUGAGGGCUGCAGUGCUUGAACUGGUGGAACUUGUUUAAGUGAACUGGGAUGAGCAAGUUUCAGAACUGAGUCAGAAUGCAGUAAAAAAUGGAUACUCUCACAAGUAUUAAGAUACUGGCUUGCUAUUUCUGCACUGAAUUUGUUUUAAUUUUAUGUGGCUGUGAUCUGAAAAUGCUUGAAAUGCAGACACCGAGGCAUUGCUGUGUAAUUGACUGUCACACGUUACAGAUCCUGAGAUAUCCUGGAAUCUAAAACUCAGAAUUGGUUUAAGUCUACUGCUUGAAUCCAAUCAGGAUCACAGCAUCUGUGUUCAGUGUUCUUUUCCCUGCAAUGCUCCACAUCACUUCAUUUUGGAAAGGAAAUUGACUAUGUGCCAUAACUGCUGUUAGAACAAAGUAUUUCUGGUGUGCUGUUGGGCAUUUUGUAGCUCUUGUGAGCAGUUUCCCUUCCAGCAUUGCCCUCAGCCAAGCACGUGUUGAUUUUUACCAUUAAAUUUAUUCCAGCUGUUCUUAAAGCAGAGUUUGUAAUCUCUGUUCCUACGCUUUGAAAGAAAAGAGAUGUCAAUAUCAUCCAAAUGAUUUAGUAGCUCCUUUUGAGCUAGUUGUUCAAGGUUCAUUCUCAAUCCUCUCUUAUUUUAG
Tympanuchus pallidicinctus (lesser prairie-chicken) is the source of this 3265-nucleotide messenger RNA. RefSeq names its product maternal embryonic leucine zipper kinase-like. The record is from RefSeq and is a predicted model, not a curated record. Gene Ontology annotation, molecular function: ATP binding; tau-protein kinase activity; protein serine/threonine kinase activity. The transcript is spliced from 9 exons. Gene Ontology annotation, cellular component: cytoplasm. Gene Ontology annotation, biological process: protein phosphorylation; intracellular signal transduction; microtubule cytoskeleton organization. NCBI's taxonomy places the organism in Eukaryota, Metazoa, Chordata, Aves, Galliformes, Phasianidae.